GCCGACUCGAAGGCUUGGGGGACAGAAAGCGUGGAAGAAGGCAGUCGCUGAGCGUGGAUUUGGGGACGCGAGCAGAAAUGGAAACUGAAAAUAAAAAAACUAUGGAAGAAAGCACUGAGAAGAGAAAAGAAGAAAAAAAGAAACGCUCAAGGGUUAAACAGGUGCUUGCAGAUAUUGCCAAGCAGGUAGACUUCUGGUUUGGGGAUGCAAACCUUCACAAGGACAGGUUUCUUCGCGAGCAAAUUGAAAAAUCUAGAGAUGGAUAUGUGGACAUCUCUCUUCUGGUAUCUUUUAACAAAAUGAAGAAGUUAACCACUGAUGGGAAGCUAAUAGCAAGAGCAUUGAAAAGCUCAUCUGUGGUAGAGUUGAACUUAGAGGGAACCAAAAUCCGGAGAAAAAAGCCCCUAGGUGAGAGGCCAAAGGAUGAGGAGGAACGCACCGUGUAUGUGGAGUUACUCCCCAAAAAUGUUACUCAUAGCUGGAUUGAAAGAGUAUUUGGGAAAUGUGGCAAUGUGGUUUACAUAAGUAUUCCACAUUACAAGUCUACAGGGGAUCCCAAGGGAUUUGCCUUUGUGGAGUUUGAAACGAAAGAACAAGCAGCAAAAGCCAUUGAGUUUCUUAACAACCCACCCGAAGAAGCACCAAGAAAACCUGGCAUAUUUCCCAAGACAGUUAAAAACAAACCCAUCCCUUCCUUAAGAGUAGCUGAAGAGAAGAAAAAGAAGAAGAAGAAGAAAGGCAGACUAAAGAAGGAAGACAGUAUGCAGGCCAAAGAGUUAAGUAUAGACACCGGUAGCACGGAUGUGUGCAAAGCUAAGAGACCAAGGACGGCCUCCGAAGAAGGCUCUGAAGCAGAGACUCCUGACGUUCCAAAGCAACCUGCAAAGAAAAAGAGGAAACGAGACAAGGUCGAGGUAUCCGUCUUACCUGAAGUCAGAACAGGGAAGAGGGAGCGAAGCAGCGCUGAGGACGAAGACUGCCUCCCCCCCAGGCCAAAAACCAAGAAAAGGACUCAGAAGGAUGGCCUUAGCGAAGCUGCUUCUGAAGUCUCCAAGGAAAGCAGAGACUUAGAAUUCUGCUCUACAGAAGAGGAGAAAGAGACUGGAGACACAAAAGGUGACUCACUCCUGAAAGUGAAGAGGAAGCAUAAGAAAAAACAUAAGGAGAGACAUAAAAUGGGAGAAGAGGUUAUACCGUUGAGAGUGUUGUCCAAAACUGAGUGGAUGGAUUUGAAAAAAGAGUACUUGGCGCUGCAAAAAGCCAGCAUGGCUUCUCUGAAAAAAACAAUAUCUCAGAUAAAAUUGGAGUCAGAAAUGGAAACAGACUGUGCCGCGGCUGCUGAGUCUGGAGUGAAUAAUGGGAAAGCAGUUGGCCCUCCAGAGUGCUGCACCCAGGAGAAGGCCAGUGCACAAGGUCCACAGUUCGUGAACGGAGUUAUUGUGAAGAUCACGAGCACAGAGCCUCUACCUGGCAGGAAGCAAGUCAGGGAUAUUUUGGCCACAAUCUCAGAAGUUGUUUACGUUGAUUUGCUAGAAGGAGAUACUGAAUGCCAUGCCCGGUUCAAAACUCCCGAGGAUGCUCAGGCGGUAAUGAAUGCACAGACUGAAAUUAGAAAGAAGCACUGUUGGAACCUCGAGGUCCUUUCUGGUGAUCACGAGCAGAGGUACUGGCAGAAGAUUUUGGUAGAUAGACAGGCCAAACUUAAUCAACCUCGGGAGAAGAAAAGAGGCACGGAGAAGUUAAUCACCAAAGCUGAGAAGAUUAGACUGGUCAAGACUCAACAAGCCAGUCAGUACAUUCGGUUCUCUGAGUAUGAUUGAGAAGGACGGCAGCUC
Peromyscus californicus insignis is the source of this 1835-nucleotide messenger RNA. RefSeq names its product la-related protein 7-like. Gene Ontology annotation, cellular component: nucleus. Gene Ontology annotation, biological process: RNA processing. The transcript has a single exon. The record is from RefSeq and is a predicted model, not a curated record. Lineage: Eukaryota; Metazoa; Chordata; Mammalia; Rodentia; Cricetidae. The coding region runs from base 78 to 1820 and encodes 580 amino acids. Gene Ontology annotation, molecular function: mRNA binding.